Messenger RNA from Octodon degus (degu), 1440 nucleotides. Its product is annotated as NADH dehydrogenase [ubiquinone] 1 alpha subcomplex subunit 10, mitochondrial-like. The record is from RefSeq and is a predicted model, not a curated record. Gene Ontology annotation, cellular component: cytoplasm. NCBI's taxonomy places the organism in Eukaryota, Metazoa, Chordata, Mammalia, Rodentia, Octodontidae. Gene Ontology annotation, biological process: mitochondrial electron transport, NADH to ubiquinone. The transcript has a single exon.
GAGGACCCGCCGCGGCACGUCCCCUCGGGUCCUUGAGGCUGAGUGGACGGCGCAGCCAUGGCCUUGAGGCUCCUGACCCUGGCGCCGGCCUGCUUGUCUGUGGGCAGCCUCGUGGCCGGUGCCCAGAGCAUGGGACAAAUUCAUACCAGCGUACAGACCAAGCUGCGAUAUGGGGCUUUGGCGAACCUUCUUGGUGACAAGGCGUCCAGAAAACUGACAAAAGGAAGCAAAGUGAUAACUGUAGACGGCAACUUAUGUACUGGGAAGGGCAGGGUCGCAAAAACAAUAGCAGAGAGUUUAGGCCUGAAGCACUUUCCAGAAGCAGGGGUCCAUUACAUAUCCAGCAUCUCAGGAGAUGGGAAACCCUUGGAUGAGGAGCUCACUGGCAGUUGUAGUCUGGAGAAGUUUUAUGAUAACCCGCACAGCAAUGAUGGCAACAGCUACCGCUUGCAGUCUUGGCUGUACUGCAAUCGCCUCGUGCAGUAUGCAGAUGCCCUGGAGCACCUGCUGAGCACGGGACAAGGUGUGGUCUUGGAGCGCUCCAUCUACAGCGAUUUUGUCUUCCUGGAGGCAAUGUAUAACCAGGGCUACAUUCGGAAGCAGUGUGUGGACCACUAUAAUGAGGUGAAGAAACUCACUGCCCCGGAGUACCUGCCUCCCCAUGUGGUGGUCUAUAUUGAUAUACCUGUGCCGGAGGUCCAGCAGCGAAUCCAGGAGAAGGGCGACCCACAUGAAAUGAAGGUCACCUCUGCCUAUCUCCAGGACAUCGAGAAUGCCUAUAAGAAGACCUUUCUCCCUGAGAUGAGUGAGAAAUGUGAGGUUUUGAUAUACAGUGCAAGGGACAUCUGAGAUGCAGUAAAGGUGGUAGAGGACAUUGAAUACCUCAAAUAUGACAAAGGACCCUGGCUGAAGCAGGAUGACCAUAGCCUUCACAAACUGCGGAUGCUGGUUCAAGAUAAGUUGGAAGUGCUGAAUUUCACUACUAUCCCUGUGUAUCUCCCAGAAAUUACAGUUGGAGCUCACCAAACUGACCGGGUCUUCCACAAAUUCAGAGAGCUGCCAGGACGCAGAUAUGCCCCAGGGUACAACGCCGAGGUGGGUGACAAGUGGAUCUGGCUAAAGUGAAUGGUGCCCUACACGUGCGCUGCAUCACAGCAGUGAAGAUGCGUCUGCUCUGUGGGCACUGUGCAGGGAGCAGAUGGCUGCAAGUCACACCACAGAAGAGAUGCCCUGGCAGAGGCGGUCUCCCCUUUACAUAGUGAAGUGGCAGAAAGAGAUGCCACUGAGAAGCUUUGGAGCCUCUCGCAUUGCUGGAAUGCUCUGCAGUUCCAGGGGAGACACCUGCGCAGCAGCCCUCUCCCAAAGCCUCACGUCUCCUUGUAGCCCUGGGUCAUGCAGCUUUCAUGCAUUGUUCUUCAGCUCCUGAAAUAAAGCCGUUUC